Molecule: messenger RNA, 213 nt
Organism: Arctia plantaginis
Lineage: Eukaryota; Metazoa; Arthropoda; Insecta; Lepidoptera; Erebidae
Source: the annotation of a GenBank genome assembly
AUGCUAUCAGAUGUAGAAGUUUUGUUUUCCUCAUGUGCUGCAGUGCAGUGGAAGCGCACAUUGGCUUCCUCUAGAGCGAGCGCUGGUGUUGGCAUUGGUGGGCAAGAACGUCACGAGCCGUGGCCGGCACCAGAGACGACGGCCCACAGCACUCGAUCCGGGCCCUCGUCUCUAGUACCGCCAUUUAUUCUAUCACACAGUAUACACAAUUAA